Molecule: messenger RNA, 437 nt
Organism: Diuraphis noxia (Russian wheat aphid)
Lineage: Eukaryota; Metazoa; Arthropoda; Insecta; Hemiptera; Aphididae
Product: regulator of telomere elongation helicase 1 homolog
Biological process (GO): negative regulation of DNA recombination; regulation of double-strand break repair via homologous recombination; telomeric loop disassembly
Cellular component (GO): nucleus
Molecular function (GO): DNA binding; hydrolase activity, acting on acid anhydrides, in phosphorus-containing anhydrides; DNA helicase activity
Source: RefSeq, a predicted model, not a curated record
UUUCGUAUUAACGACUCGACUACUGAAUAUUAAACAAUUCCGAACUAAGAAGUUAGACAAAAGUACAGAAGAAGAUUACAUUUUUAAGCCAUUUCGCACGACCGUUAUUUUARUACGAGUAGAAAAUGACGUCAUUUGAAUGCAAAGGAGUGCUGGUGGACUUUCCCUACGAACCUUACGAAGUUCAGAAACGAUACAUCGAAAAGGUUCUGGAAUGUUUGCAAAACGGACAUAAUGGUGUGCUGGAGUCACCUACUGGAACAGGAAAAACGCUAUCAUUGCUAUGUUCAUCGUUAGCCUGGCUGUUGGCCAAAAAAGCAGCAAUUCAAGCAAACCGAAUGUGUCCAACAGAGAAUAGUUUAACUUUGUCAAUCAAUACAGCAGCUGGUGUUGAAAAGAAUCCAAACAGUGCUUGGAGUAAGCUUAAAUGUUUUUAG